AUGCCAUCAAUUCAUGUCGUUAUACCCGGUAUUGAAAGUUUAAAAACAAGUUUACAAUUGACGUCAAAUGAUACGAAAUCAUCAAAUGAGAAAGAUAUGACGUUUUUUCGAACGCAUGGAAAAUUAUCGAUGGAAGUUAUAUGUGAUUAUCAUCCUAUUCAUCUUAUGACUUUAUUUCUCAAUCCAAGAACUAGAAAAAUGAAACAAUGUACUGAUUAUCAACGAAACUCAUGUUUAGAAUACAUAAAACAAGAAAUGAUUAUCUUUGAUACACUUGAUAGUGAUACACAAUUGAAGAACAACAAUAAAUCGAUAAGAAAAAUAUCUAAUGACGUAAAUAGAACUCUUCGAAUAAUGCAGCAAUAUUAUGAACAACAAGAUGAACAAAACGAUUUACCAACAACAACAGCUGCAAUACAUCAAUCAGAGAUCGACAACUAUUUAAAAUUUGGAAUAGAUAAAUUAGACGAAUUAUGCAGCUCAAACUCAUCUUCUUUAGUUGAUCAAGAAUAUAAUCCAUUACAUUUUUGGAAGCAUCAUCAUACAUUAUAUCCACGUUUAACAAAAAUUGCCAAACGUGUUUUUUCAGUACCAGCAACUAGUGCUGCUGCGUAA
Messenger RNA from Rotaria sordida, 615 nucleotides. The record is from the annotation of a GenBank genome assembly. Lineage: Eukaryota; Metazoa; Rotifera; Eurotatoria; Philodinida; Philodinidae.